Cuscuta epithymum is the source of this 1057-nucleotide messenger RNA. The record is from the annotation of a GenBank genome assembly. NCBI's taxonomy places the organism in Eukaryota, Viridiplantae, Streptophyta, Magnoliopsida, Solanales, Convolvulaceae.
GUGUGAAGUUAGAAUUUUCCCUUUCCGGUGUUUUCCCUUUCCGAAGUAAGAACAAACACGACACGGGGUAACAAAAAGUCAUCAAUCCAUUAUUCCUUCUCUCCUUCCAUCCUCGAAACUUCGAAACCAGCUCUCAUAUAUACUAACUACAUUCUGUGGAACUGAUCUAUAGCACUAACUCUGUUGAUCCACUUUUAUCUCUCUUGUCUUCCCCUUUCCACUCUCUCUCGAAGAGUUUCGGCUUUCAGAUCAGUAUCAACUGUUCCUCUUUAGAUCCCAACCAAGGUGUUUGAUUAGAGGCUUUAUGGACAUGAAUAGUGGGACUAGUGAAUCACUAGACCCAACCUAUUAUGCUGAUGGCGCAAUAAACUACGAGUCGGGUGAUUUUGAAUGCAAUAUCUGCUUUGACUUGGCUCAUGACCCAAUAGUGACACUCUGUGGCCACCUUUACUGUUGGCCAUGUCUCAACCAAUGGCUUCAAGUUCAUUCGCGCUCUCACGAAUGCCCCGUCUGCAAGGCCAUCAUUAAGGAUGAAAGAUUGGUUCCCAUAUAUGGAAGAGGCAAAGCGUCUUCUGACCCUCGGACGCGUUUGGUUCCUCAAAUCCAAAACUAUUCCAGACAAGAGAAUGAGAUAGACUCUGUCGCGAAUUUCAUGCAAAUGCCAAAUGAGAGGCUUGGGAGCUUAACACUGUCUUCUCUUUUUGGGGCCAUUCCUUCCCUUUUAAACCUUCGUGUGAAUGGAUUUCAUGAUGCGACUGUCUAUGGGGCAACAACAGGAGUUCCUUACCUUUUUUCAAGUUCCUUUCACGGAGGCUAUUCUCAUGGGUUUUAUUAUCAUGGAGCACCUCUGGACGGGACAAAGUUUUUCUUGAAAAUAUUCCUAUACUUUGCUGGUUUUCUGGUAAUUUUCUGUUUGUUUUUAUAGGUUAUCAUUCUUCAAGUUUAGAAUGUGGAAUCAAAUAAUUAUGUAGUUGUAUAUAUAAGCAAGCGUAAGUUUUGUUGUAUAACUAUGUAAUUGAAGGGUGUCAUACUUUCAUUUAUUGUUAGCUGCUCGUUU